Messenger RNA from Neodiprion fabricii, 1697 nucleotides. RefSeq names its product acyl-coenzyme A thioesterase 13-like. Gene Ontology annotation, molecular function: fatty acyl-CoA hydrolase activity. The transcript has 3 exons. NCBI's taxonomy places the organism in Eukaryota, Metazoa, Arthropoda, Insecta, Hymenoptera, Diprionidae. The record is from RefSeq and is a predicted model, not a curated record. Bases 627 to 1094 code for a protein of 155 amino acids.
GCCGUUUUGAUAUCACUUGACAAGUUACGAAAAUGACGUCACAUGUGUCGUUGGCCCUAUAAGAGGGUGGCGAUUCCAUUGAUUCAUAUUGUGCCGCGCUGCGCAGCGCAAUCUCUAUCCAAUUAUGGGUCGAAUUUAUAGUCCGCAACGUAGUCUGCAUUUACACAAUUGCUAAUCCUCCCUCAUGAUACUGAAGCGGUUCGUUUAAAAAUCACAACUAAUAUAUCUGAUUUAAAUUGACAACUUUUGAAAUUGGCCGUUUUAGCAUUGAAAUGAGGAAUAGGAAUUUAACCGUAGUUAAGUGUAAGUGCGAACUAUAAAUUCGAGUCUAUAUAUCAGUGGUCCAGUAACGACGAUUCUAUCGUACUUCGGAUUGAAUUUAAAGAAUACUCUGACAAGUAAUGAACAAUUAGAUAUCUGUAAUGCCACAAGUAAAACAACUAAGUUUUUGAAUUCAUUCUCCGUGACAUACCGCUAUUAUUUAACUAAUUGCAAGACGAAUGGAGAAACUCAGGUAUAUAAUCGUAAAUUAGAUAAUGAUAGCUAAUUAGACGAGUUCAUAUAUAAUAGAGUUCCAGUAUUUUAUUAAAGUCAUAUUACAAGUAGAGUUCUAAAAGUAGCCAAUAAUGUCACGUAGCGUUGUUGAAAAUCUCAAACGAUACAGCGAAUUCUGCCGAAUAACAAAAGUGUUUGAUCGUAACUUAAAAAUGUUGAAGUACCAUUCGGUGAAGGAUGGAAAGGUCAAAGCAGAAUUUAAUGUCACCGAAGAUCAUCUCGAUAACGAAGGGCAUUUGCAUACAGGGCUGAUAACCACUUUAAUCGAUAUGACAUCCGUUAGGGCACUAUUUACACAUAGAAAUGGAUUUGUGGGGAUGUCCAUUAAUAUUCAUACUUCAUAUUUUCAACCAGCACUUCUUGGAGAUGUGAUAUGUGUAGAUGCUGAAGUAUGUAAGAUUUUACAACUGAUAGGGGCGAUGCCGAUAGCAUUCGUUGAUGUUGAAUUAUCGAAGAAGAAUGGAGUGCAGGCUAAAAAUGUCAUUGCUCGUGGUCAACAUUUAUUGACCACAUUUAAGGAACCGAGCAAGAAUGUAUAAUUGGUUCACCAUCAGCUAGUUCGAGUCGCACCAUUGCCGAAAAAGAAUGAAGCGCUUGCAGAGACGUUGCUGUUUGUAGUCAUUGAGCGUUAUUAUUUUUAUCGCACAGCAGUAUAGAAAAUAAGAAAUAUAAAUAUUUUGUACACCUAAUAUUAUGUGACUAUACAAUUACAGUUUGAAAAAAAUUAUACGUCCAGUCAUUAUGUAAUACCAAUUGAAGUAUUCGGCACACGAUGAUGGACAGUUCAACUGUAUAAUUACUCGUAGAAUAAUGAGACCCGCGAUAUAUUAAACCGUUGCAACAAUUUUUAUCGUGCUCUAGUUCCGUCGUUUUGCCAUGAACUGGAUGAUCUAUUUGCUGUAAUUGGACAAGUGAUAAAGAAUUGCUCACGACUGGGUGGUUUAACGCGCAUGCGCUAAAUUCGGCAGAGCAGCCAACGUUCAUAAAUUCAAAAAACAGGUCAUCGCGAUGCAUAUAAUUUUGACAGCUGUCAGUCAUCUGAAUUUGUCGCCCACCCACCAAAUGACUGCCCUUGUUCUCGAAUUUUAGCGUAUUAGCAUUAAACCAUUCAAGCCGUUAUCAAUUGACCCUACAUGUGUUUA